Messenger RNA from Sphaerodactylus townsendi, 4047 nucleotides. Its product is annotated as nodal modulator 1-like. Bases 62 to 3688 code for a protein of 1208 amino acids. The record is from RefSeq and is a predicted model, not a curated record. Gene Ontology annotation, molecular function: carbohydrate binding. NCBI's taxonomy places the organism in Eukaryota, Metazoa, Chordata, Lepidosauria, Squamata, Sphaerodactylidae. The transcript is spliced from 31 exons. Gene Ontology annotation, cellular component: endoplasmic reticulum membrane.
CGUUGGGGACUGCGGCUGCCCCCGCGUGUCUUCCUGCGAGCUCUGCGGGUCUGCCGCCGGGAUGCCUCGGGGGUGGGCGCCGGUGCUUCUCUCCUUGUGGGCCUCCUUGGUCCAGGCUUCCGAGGACAUCGUGGUGGGCUGCGGCGGCUUCGUCAAGUCUGACGUGGAGAUCAACUAUUCCCUGAUCGAGAUCAAAUUGUACACAAAGCAUGGGACUCUGAAAUAUCAAACUGACUGUGCUCCCAAUAACGGUUACUUCAUGAUUCCCCUGUAUGACAAGGGGGAUUUUGUCCUUAAAAUUGAACCUCCCCUAGGGUGGAGUUUUGAGCCGACCAGCGUGGACAUCCAUGUGGACGGGAUCAAUGACAUUUGUACUAAAGGAGGCGACAUUAAUUUUGUCUUUACAGGCUUCUCUGUGAAUGGGAAGGUUCUGAGCAAAGGUCAAGAUCUCGGCCCUGCAGGAGUUCUGGUUGCACUAAAGAAUGCUGGUUCGGAGGUGGCCAUUCAGGCAACAGCAACUCAGCCUGGAGGAAAGUUCACCUUCUUCAAAGUGCUGCCCGGAGAAUACGAGAUCUUUGCUUCUCAUCCAACCUGGACGCUGAAAGAGGCGGUCACGACGGUGCGAGUGACCAAUUCCAACGCUUAUGCCUCCGGCCCUCUCACUGUAGCUGGUUACAAUGUUUCAGGGUUGGUCCGAAGCGACGGAGAACCCAUGAAAGGCGUCAUGUUCCUUCUUUUCUCCUCUUCGGUAACCAAAGAGGACAUCAUGGGAUGCAAAACUGCUCCAGUGGACGGCUUCCCAUUAAAGGAAGAUCCUCUCACCUACCUGUGCAAUGUUAUCUCCAAAGAGGAUGGCUCGUUCACCUUCCUGUCUUUGCCCAGUGGGAAAUACACUGUGAUACCAUUUUACAGAGGGGAGAGAAUUACAUUUGACGUCGCGCCCUCCCGACUGGACUUCACGGUAGAGCACGACAGUUUGAAAAUCGAGCCAGUUUUCCACGUCAUGGGCUUCUCGGUGACUGGCAGAGUUUUGAACAGCCCCGGAGGGGAAGGAGUUGGGGACGCAAUUGUGACGCUGAAUAACCAGAUAAAAGUUGCUACAAAGUCCGAUGGCUCUUUCCGCCUCGAGAACAUCACGACCGGCACCUACACCAUUCAGGCUCAAAAAGAGCACCUCUUCUUCGAUACGCUUACCGUGAAGAUUGCCCCCAACACUCCACAGAUAGCUGACAUCAUUGCCACAGAGUUUAGUGUCUGUGGACAGAUAUCGGUAACACGCUUUCCGGACUCAAUGAAGCAGAUUAACAAAUACAAGGUGACCAUGUUGCCUCAAGAGAAGGACAAAGCCUUGAUGGUUACUGCAGAAACUGACACGCAUGGAGCGUUUUGCUUCAGGGCAAAAUCAGGUGCUUACAUUGUUCAGGUCAUUGUUCCCGAAGCAGAAAGCCGAGCUGGUCUUUCUCUGAAGCCCAAAACCUUUCCAGUGACGGUUGUCGCCAAGCCGGUGAUGGAUUUAAUCUUCUCCCAAUUUCUGGCCUCCGUUUCUGGGAAGAUAACUUGCUUGGAUGCUUGUGGCGAACUUCUCGUGGUUCUGCAGUCGGUGAACCGGCAGGGAGAAAAACGGAGCCUCCAGCUUGCUUCUAAGACCAACUCUGUGAAUUUCAUCUUCGAUAACGUUCUUCCCGGCAAAUACAAAACGAGCAUCGUCCGCGAAGACUGGUGUUGGAAGAAUAAAUCCUUGGAACUUGAAGUUCUGGAAGAAGAUGUGUCAGGAACUGAGUUCCGGCAGACCGGAUACAUGCUGCGCUGUUCCCUCUCUCAUGCUAUUACCUUGGAAUUUUACCAGGAUGGAAAUGGGCCUGAGAAUGUGGGGAUUUACAAUCUGUCCAAAGGCGUGAACAGAUUUUGCCUUUCAAAACCAGGUGUGUACGAAGUAACGCCUCGUUCCUGUCACAGAUUUGAACAUGAAUACUACACCUAUGACACGUCUGCACCAAGUAUCCUGACCCUUACUGCCAUUCGACACCAUGUCCUUGGACUGAUCACAACAGACAAGCUGAUGGAUGUGAUGGUGACCAUCAAGUCUUCAAUUGAUAGCGAACCAGAUUUGGUCCUUGGCCCGCUGAAAUCCCAGCAAGAAUUGCGCAGAGAACAGCAGUUGGCCGAAAUCAAGACCCGCAGGGAGGAGCGAGAGAGGAAAGGUCCCGAGGAAGAAGGAUCGAAGCCGCCGGUGCAGGAGAUGGUGGAAGAGCUGCAGGGGCCGUUCCACCACGAGUUUUCCUACUGGGCCCGGUCUGGGGAGAAGAUAACUGUGACGCCUUCUUCAAAAGAACUCCUUUUCUAUCCGCCGUUAGUAGAAGCCGUUGUCAGUGGAGAAAACUGCCCAGGGAAGCUGAUAGACAUCCACGGCAAGGCCGGUUUAUUUCUGGAAGGGCAGAUUCAUCCUGAAUUGGAGGGCGUAGAGAUCGUCAUUGGUGAAAAGGGGGCACCGUCCCCCCUCAUCACAGUUUUCACAGAUGACAAAGGCUCCUACAGUGUGGGACCGCUUCACAGUGAUCUAGAGUACACAGUCACUGCCCAAAAAGAAGGAUUCGUUUUGAGUGCCGUGGAGGGUACAGUUGGAGACUUCAAAGCUUUUGCUCUCGCUGGAGUAACGUUUGCGAUUAAAUCUGAGGACGACCAGCCCCUUGCCGGAGUUCUCCUUUCGCUGAGUGGAGGAGUGUUCCGUUCUAACCUCCUGACUCAAGACAAUGGCAUGCUGACCUUUUCCAACCUGAGCCCCGGGCAGUACUAUUUCAAGCCCAUGAUGAAAGAAUUCCGCUUCGAACCCUCUUCUCAAAUGAUCGAAGUUCAAGAGGGGCAGAAUCUGAAAAUCACCAUUGUUGGUUACAGAACGGCUUACAGCUGUUAUGGGACUGUUUCUUCUUUAAACGGGGAACCCGAACAAGGCGUCUCGGUGGAAGCCGUGGGCCAGAAAGACUGCGGCAUGUAUGGAGAAGACACCAUCACAGACGACGAAGGCAAAUUUAGGCUCCGGGGGCUGCUGCCAGGUUGCGUGUAUCACGUCCGGCUAAAAGCAGAAGGCAACGAUCACAUCGAACGAGCUCUUCCUCAGCAUCGUGCCAUUGAGGUUGGCAGCAGCGACAUCGGGGACGUGAAUAUCAUUGCUUUCCGCCAAAUUAACCAAUUUGACCUAAGUGGGAAUGUGGUCACCUCUCCAGAGCACCUCCUCACCUUAUGGGUGAAGCUAUACAAGAGUGAGAACCUCGAUAACCCGGUCCACACCGUCUCGCUGGGCCAGUCCUUGUUUUUCCACUUCCCACCCCUGCUCCGAGAUGGAGAGAAUUACGUGGUGCUUUUAGACUCCACGCUCUCCAGGUCUCAGUACGACUACACCCUGCCUCAAGUUUCAUUCACCACCGUGGGAUACAGCAAGCACAUCACUCUGGUUUUCAACCCUACCAGGAAAUUGCCGGAACAAGAUAUUGCACAAGGGUCUUACAUCGCCUUGCCGCUAACACUGCUGCUCUUGUUGGCCGGAUAUAACCAUGAUAAGUUGAUCCCUUUGCUACUGCAGCUAACAAGCCGUCUCCAGGGGGUGCGUGCCCUCGGGCAGGCCGGUUCCGAUAUGAGCAGCUUGGAAGAGGCCAAGAGGCAAGCCAAGAAACAGAAGAUGAGGCGGACGUGAGGCGGAAGGAGCGCCGGUUGCGUCAGAUCGAGCCGUGAGAAUGUCUGCAGGCAAAACUACUAAGCAGGUCUGGGCCCAGGGACCUGGUGAAGAUGUCAUGAACACUUGAGCCUUUUACUCAGGGUAGCUCCAUCGCAGGUGGAAGCGUCACGCUGCAUUAUUAGAAUACCACAAGUUGUUGUUUCAACAAAACAGUGAACCCACUCUGGUCUUGGUCUUCAUCGCGGACAGCAUCUUCCAUACUGGAGGUGUUGACAGAAUCUUUUUUUUUUGUUUGGAAAAACAUAAAUUAUUUCUGUUUUUGUUUUCCAGAUUGGUAAAACCAGCUGGCUAAUAAAAUGUGAUUUACCUCCCUGUCA